Myxocyprinus asiaticus (Chinese sucker) is the source of this 454-nucleotide messenger RNA. RefSeq names its product ryanodine receptor 2-like. Gene Ontology annotation, molecular function: ryanodine-sensitive calcium-release channel activity. The transcript has 4 exons. The record is from RefSeq and is a predicted model, not a curated record. Gene Ontology annotation, cellular component: calcium channel complex; sarcolemma; smooth endoplasmic reticulum. Gene Ontology annotation, biological process: calcium ion transmembrane transport. Lineage: Eukaryota; Metazoa; Chordata; Actinopteri; Cypriniformes; Catostomidae. Bases 38 to 454 code for a protein of 138 amino acids.
GGCACUAGCAUUCAUUCAUUCAUUGCUCACGGCCAGGAUGGGCAAAGAAGAAGAGGAACUCAUGAUCAGAGGACUAGGUGACAUCAUGAACAAAGUCUUCUAUCAGCACCCUAAUCUGAAGAGAGCUCUGGGGAUGCAUGAGACUGACAUGGAAGUUAUGGUGAAUGUCUUGGGUGCCAGAGAGUCCAAGGUGGUGCAGGAUUUGGGAGGCUGUGGUUUGCAUAGUUGUGCUCUGCUGGUCUCUAAAGGAUAUCCAGAUAUUGGUUGGAAUCCUGUAGAGGGAAAACGUUACCUGGUCUUUCGUUAUGGUCUAGUGGUGGAGCCAGACAUGUCUCAACUAUUCUGUCUGGAUCACAAAGUGGCCAUGGUGCUGUUUUUGGACCGGGUUUAUGGAGUUGAGGACCAGAAUUUUUUGCUACAUCUACAGGAGUGUGGUUUCCUGCCUGACCUGUAA